Messenger RNA from Brassicogethes aeneus, 2472 nucleotides. The record is from the annotation of a GenBank genome assembly. Lineage: Eukaryota; Metazoa; Arthropoda; Insecta; Coleoptera; Nitidulidae.
CAGAACGUGGCAUUUGACAUUUCACUUGACGUUUGUCAAAAGAGCGGCGUAUUUAGGUUAGAAAGUUAUUUCCAAUUUGGUGUUCUGUGGUUAUUUAUAAAAUUAUGGUUCACCCCGAGGAAGAAAUCCUACAAUCCUUUAUGGAUUUGGGUUUAAGUGAGCAAAAAGGAAAAGAAACUCUAAAAAAUGGACCUGUAACCAAAAAUUUGCUAAAUAUUAUUCAACAGGUACAAAAUUUUAAACUGCCUCAGGGUGCUGGUAUUCUUUUAUACCAUUUAGCAACUAAAAUUAAGCCUCAAAUCUUGCAUCAUCUACCACUAAUCGUUGACUACAUAAAAUCCAAUAAGCUGGAUUCUAUUGUUCGAGUCGAUAAAGCCAUAGAAUUUGCUUUAAAUAAUUUAACAGAAAUUAAAACUGUUGAUUUUGAUAAAUACUGUGGAGUUGGAAUUGUUGUCACCCCAGAAGAAAUUGAAGAAUGUGUUGAAAAACAUAUUGCAGAACAUAAAAAUGAACUUGUUGAAAUGCGGUAUAGGUACAAUACUGGACCACUUAUGCAAAAAGUCAGAACAGCUUUACCCUGGGCAGAUGGCAAAGCAGUCAAAAAUGAAGUUGAUGUUCAGGUUUUAGAUCUUUUGGGGCCAAAAACUGAAAAGGACUUGGUGAAAAGCGAUAAGAAAUCUGCUAGACCAACUAGAGUUGAAAGGCCCAAAAUUGUAUUGAAGAAAUCCAAUGAAGAAGAUGUUACCAACAACUCCUUAACCAUUCUGGAUGUAAUGAAGAAAGUAAACUUUCAUAAGCCUGGUGAAAAUUUUAAAACAGAUGGGUAUAUUGUCACAGAAAAUACUCAACAAUUGAUUCAAGAACAUCUAAAAUUAACUGGAGGAAAGGUAAGAACAAGAUUCCCUCCAGAACCCAAUGGCAUUCUGCACAUUGGACAUGCUAAAGCAAUCAAUAUAAACUUUGGAUAUGCAGCAGCUAAUGAUGGCAUUUGUUUCUUGAGAUAUGAUGAUACUAAUCCGGAAAAGGAAGAAGAGAAGUUCUUUACAGGAAUAAAGGACAUUGUUUCAUGGCUUGGGUAUAAACCACACAAAAUAACCCAUUCAUCUGACAACUUUGAACAGCUUUAUAAAUGGGCAGUUGAACUCAUAAAAAAUGGUGCUGCCUAUGUCUGUCAUCAAACUGCUGAUGAAAUGAAAGGAUUCAAUCCUCAACCUUCACCGUGGAGAGAACGUCCAAUUGAAGAAAGUCUUCAAUUAUUUGAAGACAUGAAAAACGGUAAAAUCGAUGAAGGUGCAGCAACUCUGAGAAUGAAGAUCACCCUGGAGGAGGGCAAACUGGACCCUGUGGCAUACCGUGUGCGUUUUACGCCCCAUCAUCGCACAGGGGACAAGUGGUGCAUCUAUCCUACCUAUGAUUACACUCACUGUUUGUGCGAUAGUAUCGAGAACAUCACUCAUUCUUUGUGUACCAAAGAAUUCCAGUCCAGACGUUCAAGUUACUAUUGGUUGUGUAAUGCUUUAAAUAUUUAUUGCCCAGUACAAUGGGAGUAUGGACGGUUAAAUGUAAACUAUACCGUUGUUUCUAAAAGGAAAAUUGCCAAACUUAUUGAUGAAGGAAUUGUUAAAGAUUGGGAUGAUCCAAGGCUGUUCACCCUAACCGCGCUUAGAAGACGUGGUUUCCCAGCGGAGGCAAUCAACAAUUUCUGCGCCCAGUUGGGUGUAACUGGCGCCCAGAGUACCGUCGACCCAUCCAUGUUGGAGGCUUAUGUAAGGGAUUACCUUAACAACACUGCACCCAGGAGAAUGGUUGUAAUGGAUCCUUUAAAAGUAACAAUCGAAAAUUUCCCAUCGGAUAAAUCUAUUAAAGUUGCUGUACCUAACUUCCCCAAUAAGCCUGAAAUGGGCUCUCAUGAAGUCGUCUUUUAUAAAACUAUUUACAUAGAAAGAGCUGACUUUACAGAAGUUGGUGAUAAAGGUUACAGAAGAUUGACCUCCACCCAGUCUGUAGGCCUUAGACAUGCUGGGUUCAUUUUGGAAACAGUAAAAGUUAUCAAAAACCCCCAAAACGAAGUUACCGAAAUUGUUUGCAAAUGUAUCGAAGUUGAUAAGGCUCCCGCCAAACCAAAAGCCUUCAUCCAUUGGAUAAGUGAACCCAUGAAAGUAACCAUAAGAUCAUAUGCACCACUGUUUAAGCACAAAAACCCUGAAGACACUAAUGAAGUCCCUGGAGGAUUUUUAACAGAUUGUAACAUGGAUUCAUUGACAAUAAUAAACGCUUUUGCUGAUGUUUCACUUAAAACUGCAAAAGUUUAUGAUAAGUUCCAGUUUGAGAGAAUUGGAUUUUUCUCUGUUGAUCCAGAUACUACUGCCAAUUCUCUUAUCAUAAAUCAAACGGUUGGACUUAAAGAAGAUGCCGGAAAAUAACUUAUUAUGUUGCUUUAAACAAUGUUAAGUAAAAUUUAUACAUUUUCAA